GGCGCUUCGUCUCCUCACUCUCCCAUCGGACCCCCAUCCCCAUGCCCCUGACCGUCACCCGUGGUUACUCUGUUUUCCACUCCGGUGAAACUCCUGCAGCAGAUUCGAGCUCUUCACUCUCUCUCGGGAAAAGAAAAGGCAAAUAGAGGUCUUCGUUUCUUCUUCAAUCCGACCAUCUUCGCAUUUUUUGUGGCACAGGGAGUGCGAUCCUUGCUAGCUAUUCCCCUGAUGCUUUCUUGAUCAGACCUGGAGUGCUGGACCAGUGGUCUUGGAGUUGGAGGAGAAGAAGAGUAUGAGUGGUGGGGUUCCCGAGCUGGCGUGCCGGAAGCGGCUCCGGAGCUGUGACGUAAAUGUGAAGAAAAAGGAAGAGGGGAGGAAGAAAAUGCACAGCGAGGAGGAGGAGGAGGAGGAGAGGAUGGAGAUGAAUUACAUGAAAGUAUUCGCUGCAAAUUCGGAGAAGAAGAGAAGGGAAAUGCCGACCAAUCUCAGCGACGAGGAGGAGGAGGAGGAGACGUGGGACACUGACAAGACGGCGAAGAAGAUGGUGCACAGUGGCCAUGGUAAGGCGACGGACAGGAAGGCGUCCAUGGCAACCUUUGAGAAGGUGAAGAAAAAGAAAUUGGUGAGCAGUGAUGGUGGCGAGAAGAAGAUGCAGAGUGGUGAUCGUGACAGGGAUAAGAGGAAGAACAUGCUGUUCCCAUUCAACAAGAAUAAAGACCCUUUGAAGGAGAAGAACUGGAAGAUGCCCAGCCGUCACAGCAGUGACAAGAAGAUGGGCAGUGGUGAUCAUCACAAGGAUAAGAUGAGGAACAGGCCGCAACCAUUGGAAAAGAGUAAACACUCUGAGAAGGAGAAAAUGAAAAUUCUGAGCAGUCACAAUGGUGAGAAGAAAAACAUGUGGGGUCAUGAUCAUGAAAAAGAUAAGAGGGGGAGCACGCCACUCCAGUGUAGCAAGAAUGAAAUGAAGAAGAGGAUUAUGCAGAAUACCUGUGAUGCAAAGGAGAAGAAAACGUGGCCCAGUGACCGCAUGAAGAAGAAGAAGAAUGCAUCACUUGUUCUCUCCAAGGAGAACAAAAUUCAGACGUUGACCAAUAACAAGAGGAAGAAUACGAACUUGACGGUAUCCAAUAAGGAGAAGAAAAUGAGAACCGAUGUUAAGGAUAAUAAGGAAGAGAGUGAUGGCAGAUGGAAGGGCCAUAACGAGGUGCCAAAGGUGCAAAGUGGUGACAAGGAGAAGAAGAGGAAUCUGCCUGCAUUCUUCAAGUUCAUACGCAACAAUUUCCAGGAAUUCCUGUUGCUACCACCAAUGAUUGCACCCAAAUUGAAGGAUUUGACUAAUCGUCGUGUAUAUCUUAAAGACUCAGAGGGAAAGUCUUCAAAGAUCAGGCUAUCAGUGGUAGAGGGUUCCCUAGCUUUUUAUCAAGGAUGGAAGGAAUUUAUUUCAGACCAUUCGAUUAAGUCGGGUGAUUUCCUCUUGUUUGAGUACAUUGGCAAGUCAACAUUUUCUGGCAUGUCAACAUUUUCUGUCCGGGUCUUUGGUAUAGAUUCUUGUGAAAGACUAUCUUUCAAUGUUGAAAGGCAGGGUGGAAAGAAGGAACAGAAAGAGAGUCAUGCACCUGAUGAUUUGGUCCCAUGUCAUGGGGUUAGGAACUCGGAAGACAUGAAUGGCCAUCUCUAUGAUUCUGGUGAAUAUCUUGGGAGCAAAGGGACUAAAUCAAAACCCAAUGGAUACAUGAAUAAUCACGAGAUUGCUUCCUGUAAUUUAGUUUUUAAAUCUAUGAAUGCAGCUUCAGGAACAAGUCAUAUGGCUGCUGAUUCAAAGGAAGAUCUUAGCAGAGCAGUAAGUGGGUUUGAAUGUGGACCCUUAGUGGCAUUAGAUAACAAGGAUGGAUAUUUGGCCAAUGGGGAGAACAAAGCUAAGAAUAUUUAUCCAAUAUUUAGCAAAGGAAAAUCAAAACAUGAUGUAAUUGAAAUUACGGAUGAACCUCCUGUAGCACAAGAAACUGAAGAUGCGGCGAAGCUAACAACAUUGGACACGGCUUCAGAAAUGCAUGAUGUGACUGCUAUUACAAAAUUAAGAAGAAAUGAAAUAAUUUCAGUGAAUGAUGCAGCUCCUUUGGCACAAGAACAAGCUGAUGCAGUGGAGCUAAAAACAUUUUGUUGCCACAUAGAAGAUUCAAGCAUGAAGAAAGAAUCUGGGCUGAAGGUUACUACUGCAACAAAAUGUCCAGAAAUGCAUGAUUCAGAUGAAGGUUUAAGAAGGAAACAAGAAGGAAAUGCAGUAAAAUUAAAAUGUACUACAGAUCUGGACAAUCCAAACAAUGGCAAGAUGCAUAUCAUUGGAAAUGUUUGCAACAAUUAUGAAGCUCCUGGAGGUUCUCAGUGUUUGGAGAAAUCGAAGAAAGCUAUUGUGAGUGGUCAUGGAGAUCUUGACAGCAGUGAACUGAUCAGACCUGAAAAUCGACUGAAAACUGAGAAGAAACCGGUUGUUAAUUGUAGUGCAAUACGGUUAAACCCUGCUGACGAGUCCUAUCUGCAACCAAUGGCUGGCACUACUUUUCAACUUCAAACAGAAAGGGGGCAACCAGAACCUGAUAUAAAUAUUGUAAGCAGACAAAGGAACAAUAUUCCUGUGCGUGCGAACCAUGUAGUUGCAUGUCAGUCAGAACAUAACUUCUUGCGACAGGGAGAUAUGAAGUCCAGUUCUCAUGUGAUCCCAGUGCCUUUGCUGCCUGUCAAGUCUGAAGUUCUGGAGUCAGAUGAUCAUUCCAGAUUGAAGACCGGCAUGCAAUUCUGCAUUCCUUCUACCAGUCAGACAUGGCUUGAGUUACCAAAUCCACUCUCCAAUGCUGUUUGGCAAAAACAAAGGCAAAACCGGAGCGUUAUAAUGCUCAAGGAUCCCAUGAAGAGAUUAUGGCCGGUCUUUUACCACGAGAACUCCUUAUUUGUGGGCUUCACCAGAGGCUGGGAGUCUAUCGUUGCUGCAAACAACCUUCAGACUGGGGAUGUGUGCACGCUUUUGAAGGAUUUGGAUGAAGUCGAGCACGUGUACCAUGUCGAGAUCACAAGAAAGUGAGGACGCUUGCAAGCACGGUGCAGUCCUUCUGGGUAAAACUUUCAUCACAGUGCCGUUAAGACUUCUAUUUAUCCCCAAGCAGCAUUAAGCUGACGCUUGUUGUGCCCAAUAUGAUGCAGAGGCAUCAUGAAGAAACAUGCAUCUGUCUAACUGGGAACUUUUGACAAGGAUGUGGUACUUGCUAGAGUACAUCUGUGCGUGUAGUAACCUGGCUGUGGAAGAAGACCUGCUUGGUGUAUUUCGGGCAACAUCCCAGAAAUGUAGCAAGGAACUGCAUGUAUUUUUGUGGUGCGGUUGGUGUAUUUUGUGAACUUGGCCUUGGCCAUUUCACUUUUGGUCUUGUGUUCCUUAAAUCCCCUGGUAAGAUGUCAUUCGUCAUUGCCUGAA
Messenger RNA from Brachypodium distachyon (stiff brome), 3463 nucleotides. RefSeq names its product B3 domain-containing protein Os02g0598200. The record is from RefSeq and is a predicted model, not a curated record. The transcript has 6 exons. NCBI's taxonomy places the organism in Eukaryota, Viridiplantae, Streptophyta, Magnoliopsida, Poales, Poaceae. Gene Ontology annotation, molecular function: DNA binding. The coding region runs from base 293 to 3076 and encodes 927 amino acids.